Pecten maximus is the source of this 1365-nucleotide messenger RNA. RefSeq lists its product as uncharacterized. The transcript has 2 exons. Lineage: Eukaryota; Metazoa; Mollusca; Bivalvia; Pectinida; Pectinidae. Bases 46 to 1365 code for a protein of 439 amino acids. The record is from RefSeq and is a predicted model, not a curated record.
AUUAAAUCAUGUGUCGGGAUCUUUCUUACUAAACUAAAGAGUGGCAUGUCAAACAAGCUUCUAUCAACAGUGUUCAACAUUGGUAAAGAUUCCAUUCGACGUGCAAUAUCAUCGGCAAGGACGGCACUAAUGAAAGACUUUGUUCCACCAAAUCUUGGCUUUCAGCAUGUAAGUCGACAGGAUGUCAUCUCGAAUCAUACAAGACCACUAGCCCAGACAUUGUUUGGAGGACUAAUGGAACCAGCCAUUCUUGUGAUUGAUGGCACCUAUAUUUAUAUUCAAAAGAGUGGCCAGUUCAUGUUUCAAAGAAGAAGCUACAGCAUGCAUAAACACCGUCCAUUGGUGAAACCUAUGAUGUUCGUCACAACAACAGGUUACAUAGUAAGCGUGUUGGGACCUUACUUUGGAGAUUCAAAAAACAAUGACGCCAGCAUCCUGAAUCAGAUUUUAAAUGCUAAUAUUGAAGAGAUCAAGGAGUGGAUUCAGGAAAACGAUGUAUUUGUGGUUGAUAGAGGAUUUAGGGAUUCUCUCGACCUCUUGAAACAACUAGGAAUCCAAACAGAGAUGCCAUCUUUUUCGAAACAAAAACAACAGCACACAGUUGGAGAAAGCAACGCUUCCCGACUUGUUACAAAAAUAAGGUGGGUGGUAGAAGCUGUUAAUGGACGGUUAAAAACCUGGAAAUAUCUGGAUCGUGUGCUGCCUAACUCACAGAUUCCAUACGUUGGCGAUAUCGUAAGAAUUGUGUGUGCAAUUUGCAACAAAUACUGUAAACCAAUUAGCACUGGCGAUGCAGAGACAGACCAACUCAUUGGAACAAAGAUGUUGUAUCUAUCAAGGAAACAGAACGAACUCCAGGAAAGAGUAGACCGAGAUGGUCUUGUCAAUAGACCAAGUAAGUGGCAGAGGAUGGACAGUAGCGACAUUACAUUCCUUGUUAUGACAGAAGAAGACCUGAGGAACUUGACACUCGGUGUGUACCAGUUGAAAUUAGCAAGGGCAUACACACAGGAGCACAUGAGUGACACAGGAGGUUAUGAUGUAUGUGUUUGCAAAGUAGAUGCUAACCUCAUCAGUGCCAAGAUACAGAGCAGACAUAUUAACUCUAAAACGUACCAACUGUGGGUGUUUUUCGAUGAGUGUACUGUGCAGGGAUGGUACUGUAAAUGUCGUGCUGGGGCCAGAGUAGUUGGGACCUGUUCUCAUGUUGCAUCAGUUGUGUGGUAUUUGGGAUUUGCACGUCAUUUGGACAAAAUUUUUGACUUUAACAAGGACUGGACACAAUAUUUACAAGAUGCCAGCCAUACACCAGAGCCACUCAAUGUUGAUGAAAGUGAUGAUGAGGACAACAACACAGAGGAGUGA